AUGCAUCGGUACGAGAGCUUCGGCGGCCUGUCGGACGGCGAGUUAGACGAGGACUUGGACACGACCUACUUACCACCUUCCCCAUCUCCAGGUCCACGCGUCCGCCCACGCGCAGUCAUGGACGGCGAAGACUACGUGGACCUCAGCCUAGACGACAACGAAGCAGCCUCGGAAACAUCCGUGUACGCAUCACUCGACGACGAAGAAGAAACCUCCGACGCAGUCUUCGAAGAAGCCAACGAACAAGCAGAAGCGCAAGAAGCAGAAGCGGAGGAGAACCCACUACACGCCCGCCGCCGCCGCGUCCACUUCAGCAGCGGCAACAGCAGCAUCUCUCCGCCGCCGCCGCAAACCCGCCCACCACGACCAGCAGCAUCACCAGCACCGGCACCGCCCUCCUCCCCACCACCCAUGCCGCCCCCUCCCCGCCCCGCCACCCAACCCAUCCACAUCACCCUCUCCCGCUGCCCCACCAUGACAGCGGGCCAGCCACCGCUCCACAUCCGCAUCAACACCAUCCGCCGGCGCCUUCUGCCGUCAUCCCACCCCGACUCCCGGGCCGCCGGCAUCCGCGCCGCCCGCACCGCGCUGGCGACGACCCGCCAACGCCUCGUCGCCAUCUUCACCAGCUUCGGCAUGCGCGACCGCGACAGCAUCGUCGACUGGGACGCCAUCGACGCCGCGCUGACUACCAAGGCCAUCGACGACGGCAACGCUCCCCCUCCUCCGAUCGACGAGGCGACGCAGCGCGAAGUCGACGGCUGGCUGACGCGGCGGAUGGGGUCGUACACGGGGCGCGGCGUGACGGAAGUCUACCCAGAGGAGUACUACGAUGACGACUACGGCGACAGGGACAGCGGGGAGGCGGCCGCGGCGGCAGCGGCGGAAGGACGACGACCGCAGAGACAGGGACAGGGACGAAAGAACUGCAUGAUCAAAGGCUGCUGUGAGAUGCGCGUCGUUUUUGCAAGCAAGAUGCAGAUGCAAGCCGUGGUGCGAGCAAUCGAGGCGGAGGGGGCGAUGGGCGACGGCGUCAGGUCGAUGGCGACGGUGCUGCGGUUUUGGAACGAGGAGUGGAGGGUCGAGAAUCCGGAUCUCGCGAUCGAAGCCGACGAUCUAGGCGUGGGGGAUAUGCUGCGGUUGAAUGCGAUACGGCCCCUCGACAAGGUAUGGGAGGAGUGA
Molecule: messenger RNA, 1182 nt
Organism: Lasiodiplodia theobromae
Lineage: Eukaryota; Fungi; Ascomycota; Dothideomycetes; Botryosphaeriales; Botryosphaeriaceae
Exons: 1
Coding region: 1-1182 (393 amino acids)
Source: RefSeq, a predicted model, not a curated record